AUCCUGGGCAGCGAGGAGACCUUCCAGGCGGUGGAGUGUGCCGCCUUCCUGCAGGUGAAGCCCUUGGCCAAGUAUUUGAUCCACUCCAUCAACUCCGACAACUGCAUCCUGCUCUACCAAGCCGCCGCCAUCUUCGGCCUCUUGGACCUCUUCCAUUGUGCCGCGCUCUACAUCAGGGACAGCUACACCGAGCUGGAGGAGUACCUGGACUGCCUCUCCGCCGACCUGCUGGCCUACGUGGAGACCCUCCUGCCCAGCACCUUCGUGGCCGUUGGAGCCCACACGCCCACCUUCGAGUUCCUGGAGGACCUCUCCAGGACCAUCUGCUACCUGGACGAGGAGACCAACACGUGGAGAACCCUCUCCUGCCUGCCCCUGAGCGCCAGCACGUUCCUAGCCGGCAUGGCGACCAUGGAUAAUAAGAUCUACAUCGUGGGUGGUGUCUACGGGGCCAGCAAGCAGGUGGUGGAGAGCAGCUUCUGCUACGACGCCAACACCAACGCCUGGAGCGAGUUCCCCAGCCCUCAUCAGCUGCGCUACGACGUCCGGCUGGUGGGCCACGAGGGCUACCUCUACGCCAUCGGUGGGGAGUACGAGAAGAUCUCGCUCAAGUCCGUGGAGAGGUACGACGUGGCCUCCAACACCUGGACGUUCAUCUCCGACCUGCCGCAGCCCAGCACGGCCGCACCCUGCGCCCAAGCCAUGGGGCAGAUCUUCGUGUGCUUGUGGAAGCCACUGGACACCACCAUCAUCUACCAGUACGAGACCCAGCAAGACGUGUGGCUUCCCGUCACCGAGCUCAAGCGGCACCAGAGCUAUGGGCACUGCAUGGUGGCCCACCGUGACAACCUCUACGUCAUGCGCAACGGCCCCUCCGAUGACUUCUUGCGUUGCGUCAUCGAUUGCUUCAACCUGACGUCGCAGCAGUGGACCGCCCUUCCCGGCCAGUUCGUCAACAGCAAAGGAGCCCUCUUCACCGCCAUCAUCAGGGGGGACACCGUCUACACCGUCAACAAGAUGCUGACGCUCCUCUACUCCGUGGAAGAGGAGACCUGGAGGUUCAAGAAGGAGCGGGCGGGCUUCCCGCGCAGCGGCUCCCUGCAGACCUUCCUCCUGCGGCUGCCAAGGCGCGACCACGACAUCGCGACAUAG
Molecule: messenger RNA, 1152 nt
Organism: Pterocles gutturalis (yellow-throated sandgrouse)
Lineage: Eukaryota; Metazoa; Chordata; Aves; Pterocliformes; Pteroclidae
Gene: KBTBD13
Product: kelch repeat and BTB (POZ) domain containing 13
Exons: 1
Molecular function (GO): protein binding
Source: RefSeq, a predicted model, not a curated record